AUGGAGCAAGGAACCUUAUUGGACGAAGCUCUUGGGUCUCUCCAUCUCAGUGGUCGCGUUGUUCUCCUCGAAGACUGCGUCGAGACCAGUGCCGCUUUCGUCCUGCACCACAUUCUCAAGCGCUCUCUUUCUCAGCCUCCUCACUCCUCCAACGUCGUCGUUUUUGUUGCCUUCGCUCACCCCUUCUCUCACUACGAUCGGAUCCUCCGAAGACUGGGUUGCAACUUAGUUGUGCAAAGGGACAAUAACAGAUUCUUUUUCUUUGACGUGCUUGUCGAUUGCCCAGAUGGUGAAGAAGGAAAAAACAGUGAUGGUGGACUUGUUGCUUUGUAUGGGAAAAUCCAAAAGACUAUAAGUGCCUUACCUCAAGAGAACCAGAACUGUAUCACUGUUAUGAUUGAUGAUAUCUCUCUGAUGGAGGUGGCUGCUAAGGGAUCUACAAAUCUUGUUUUAGACUUUCUUCAUUACUGCCACACUUUAGUAUCAGAAUUUGGUUGUUCCUUAGUCAUGCUCAAUCAUGAUGAUAUAUAUUCAGACACGGUGAGGCCCUCCCUUAUUUUACAGAUGGAGUAUCUAGCAGACAUUCUGAUAAGAGCAGAACCAUUGGCCACUGGAUUGGCAUCAGAUGUGCAUGGGCAGUUGACAGUCCUGAACAGUGGGAAGGAGAGAUCAAGAAACAAGCUGUCUAAUUUCCAAUUCAAAGUAAAGGAAAACAGUGUCGAAUAUUUCUAUCCUGGAAGCAGGACUUGA
Molecule: messenger RNA, 750 nt
Organism: Prunus armeniaca (apricot)
Lineage: Eukaryota; Viridiplantae; Streptophyta; Magnoliopsida; Rosales; Rosaceae
Source: the annotation of a GenBank genome assembly